GCAGACACUGAUGUUCACUAUUUCAAGAAAUCUUAUGUGGAAGUACGAUGCUCCAUAAGCCAGAGGAAGGAAGGAUCCUGGCACAUAGGGCCUGAGUGUUGGCAAUGACAUUGAUAAGAGGCUGGCAUUUUUAACCACAGCUGUUCUAACCAACUACUGUAUAAUCUGUCCCGGAGUCAGACACUCAAAAUUUACUGUAUGUGAAUAGAAACUAUGCAUAUUUGUGGGUCAGCAGAGCCAAAGAACAAGAGCUAUGGCAGUUGAAAUGGUCUGUGUGGUUCCAAGGUAUUUUUCCUGGGUUUCAUCAUCAGGGACCUCCUCCCUUUCCUGUCAGCAACAGUGUGGCGCCUUUUGUUUGAUGAAGAUUAAGGACAUGUUCUUUGGUCAACAAGCGGAGCUUAAAAUCUACCAGAAUAGGGUCAGAGACUGUUUCAGUCACAGCUAAGGAAAAUGAAAUUUCCAUUUUACUUGGUGCCUUGUACAGGGAGCACACUAACUCUUCUGGAAACAUCUGAGUGAAGAGGUGGAACUUCGCUGAAUCACAACUCAUGGUGAUGGCGAGUGAUCCGACGUGAUCAGAGAGGGCAAGAGCCACAGAGAACUCAUGACGGGCUAUGCCAUGUUGCGGAGUGGGGGUGUGGGGAAUGGAGGUCAAACCUGUAUGUUACGCUGGUCCAACCGCAUCCGGCUUACAUGGCUCAGUUUUACGCUUUUUAUCAUCCUGGUUUUCUUUCCCCUGAUUGCUCACUAUUAUCUCACCACUCUGGAUGAGGCAGAUGAGGCAGGCAAGCGGAUUUUUGGCCCCCGGGCUGGCAGUGAGCUGUGCGAGGUAAAACAUGUGCUGGAUCUCUGCCGCAUUCGUGAGUCUGUGAGCGAGGAACUCUUACAGCUGGAAGCGAAGAGGCAGGAGCUCAACAGUGAGAUCGCCAGGCUGAACCUGAAGAUCGAAGCCUGUAAGAAAAGCAUUGAGAAUGCCAAGCAGGACUUGCUGCAGCUCAAGAAUGUCAUCAGUCAGACGGAGCACUCUUACAAAGAGCUGAUGGCCCAGAAUCAGCCCAAACUCUCUCUGCCAAUCCGAUUGCUCCCUGAGAAGGACGAUGCUGGUCUUCCUCCUCCAAAGGCCACAUGGGGUUGCCGGUUGCAUAAUUGUUUCGAUUAUUCUCGUUGUCCUCUUACUUCUGGUUUUCCAGUGUAUGUUUAUGACAGUGAUCAGUUUGCUUUUGGCAGCUACUUAGACCCCUUGGUCAAGCAGGCUUUUCAGGCAACCACACGCACCAACAUCUAUGUUACAGAGAAUGCAGACAUUGCUUGCCUGUAUGUGAUUUUAGUGGGAGAAAUGCAGGAGCCAGUAGUGCUGCGGCCUGCUGACCUUGAGAAGCAGUUGCAUUCUCUACCACACUGGCGGACAGAUGGACACAACCACGUCAUCAUCAAUCUGUCCCGGAAGUCAGACACCCAGAAUUUACUGUACAAUGUCAGUACAGGCCGUGCCAUGGUGGCCCAGUCCACUUUCUAUGCUGCCCAGUUCAGGGCUGGCUUUGACUUGGUAGUCUCUCCCCUAGUCCAUGCCAUGUCAGAACCCAACUUCAUGGAAAUCCCGCCACAGGUGCCAGUGAAGCGGAAGUAUCUCUUCACCUUCCAGGGUGAGAAGAUUGAAUCCUUGAGAUCCAGCCUUCAGGAGGCCCGCUCCUUUGAAGAAGAAAUGGAGGGUGACCCCCCUGCUGACUAUGAUGAUCGGAUCAUUGCCACCCUCAAGGCGGUACAGGACAGCAAGCUGGAUCAGGUCUUGGUAGAAUUUACCUGCAAAAACCAGCCAAAGCGGAGUCUGCCUACCGAGUGGGCGCUGUGUGGGGAGCGGGAGGACCGCCUAGAAUUGCUGAAGCUUUCCACCUUUGCCCUCAUCAUCACUCCUGGGGAUCCCCACCUGGUUAUGUCAUCUGGGUGUGCCACACGGCUCUUUGAAGCCCUGGAGGUUGGCGCUGUCCCGGUUGUGCUGGGGGAGCAGGUGCAGCUUCCAUACCAGGACAUGCUGCAGUGGAAUGAGGCGGCCCUGGUGGUGCCCAAGCCGCGUGUUACCGAGGUUCACUUCUUGUUACGGAGUCUGUCUGACAGUGAUCUUCUGGCCAUGAGGCGGCAAGGCCGCUUUCUCUGGGAGACUUACUUUUCCACCACUGACAGUAUUUUUAAUACCAUGCUGGCUAUGAUUAGGACUCGCAUACAGAUCCCAGCUGCUCCCAUACGGGAAGAGGUAGCAGCUGAGAUUCCCCAUCGUUCAGGCAAGGCUGCUGGAACUGACCCCAACAUGGCUGACAAUGGGGACCUGGACCUGGGCCCGGUAGAGACAGAGCCGCCCUACGCCUCACCCAAAUACCUCCGCAACUUCACACUCACUGUCACUGACUUCUACCGCAGCUGGAACUCUGCUCCCGGGCCUUUCCAUCUUUUUCCCCACACACCCUUUGACCCUGUGUUGCCCUCAGAGGCCAAGUUCUUGGGCUCAGGGACUGGAUUUCGGCCUAUCGGUGGCGGAGCUGGGGGGUCUGGCAAGGAGUUUCAGGCAGCGCUUGGAGGCAACGUGCCCAGAGAGCAGUUCACGGUGGUGAUGCUGACUUACGAGAGGGAGGAAGUGCUCAUGAACUCUUUAGAGAGACUGAACGGCCUCCCCUACCUAAACAAGGUGGUAGUGGUGUGGAAUUCCCCCAAGCUGCCCUCGGAGGACCUUCUGUGGCCUGACAUUGGAGUCCCCAUCAUGGUGGUCCGGACCGAGAAGAACAGUCUGAACAAUCGCUUCCUGCCCUGGAAUGAGAUUGAGACAGAGGCCAUCCUGUCCAUCGAUGAUGACGCCCACCUCCGCCAUGAUGAGAUCAUGUUUGGCUUUCGGGUGUGGAGAGAAGCGCGGGACCGCAUCGUAGGCUUCCCUGGCCGGUACCAUGCGUGGGACAUCCCUCACCAGUCCUGGCUCUACAACUCCAACUACUCCUGUGAGCUGUCCAUGGUGCUGACGGGUGCUGCCUUCUUUCACAAGGUUUUUACACCGGUUUCCACCUUUCCGAGACACCAGCAGGACUCAGCGCUGCUCCGUCUCUCGGAGAGGGCGACACUGGCACUCAGCAGAACUGCUCACUGCGGAAGAGCUGCGUGGCAAGGCACCUGGCAGCCCCGGCGCCAGCUUCCUACACGCGCGGUGCUUCUGUUACUGCCACAGCGGAACCCCAGCCCCGAGACCCAGGCCAUCCGAGACAUGGUGGACGAAUACAUCAACUGUGAGGACAUCGCCAUGAACUUCCUUGUCUCCCAUAUCACUCGGAAACCCCCUAUCAAGGUGACGUCCCGCUGGACUUUCCGAUGCCCGGGAUGCCCUCAGGCCCUGUCGCACGAUGACUCCCACUUCCACGAGCGGCACAAGUGCAUCAACUUCUUUGUCAAGGUGUACGGCUACAUGCCCCUGCUGUACACUCAGUUCAGGGUGGACUCCGUGCUGUUCAAGACGCGCCUGCCUCAUGACAAGACCAAGUGCUUCAAGUUCAUCUAGGGGUGCUGCGAGCGGGGCGUGGGCGGGCAGCGUGAGGGAGGUGGCUCCCGAGGUCCCAGGCACUGAAGGAGCUUGAGGACAUCUGCUGGGUGGGCGGCCCACACCUCUGCCAGGAGAGGCAGCAGGAAGAGUGGAGGGGAAAUAGCUGCCUUUAUCUUGAAGUCGGCCACACUGGGCCUGGAACCCGGGUCGGCAGAUCAGGGCUUCCACACGGCACUGACGGAUAGCGUACACUGAGGACCACGGGGGCUCGGAGAGUCACUUGUGAGUUCAGAAGCCCAGGACAGCUGGUUUGAGGUUUUUAAAAUUCUGUAACAACUAUUACUAUUUAAAAAGAAAGUUCCAGAUCCGCCAUUCAAGGCUUAUUUAUAUAAGUGUGUGUAUAUAUACAUAUAUGUGUGUAUAUACAUAUAUAUGCACACAUUCACAUACAUAUACAUAUAUAUAUACAUAUAUAUAUGAUGGGGGGAGUUGGAAGUCAUUGCCUCUCCCUCAAGGGAGGGACCCGCCAGGCCCCGCGGGUUCCGUGUCUCAGUGGAAGUGGGUCCUGGCCGGCAUGAGCUGGCCUGUGCUUUUCCUCUCCUUGCUCGCAGGGCGGCUGAGCCUAGAAACAGGAGAAGCAUAGACUUGGCCUCUUGAGGGGUCCACGGACAAGACAAGCCCUGCUGGUUUGUGCCUGUCCCUGUGGUUGUCCAUCUGUGACUUGGCUCCUCCCAUUGGUGGUCCUGGGAGGACCUGCACCUUGGUGAGCCGUGAGUGGCCUUCCACUGGACCUGGUGGUUUUGGAGAACUUCCUAGGCCGCACUGUCCCAGGACUUCACCCUGCUCCAUUCUCACCCUUGUUUGGGAGAGGAGACUAAGGAGGCAGAGAAGGAGGAAGAAGCAGGCCUGUCCUCCUGGUAAGAAACUAGGUUUGGCACUGGGCUUUCUGGCAGGUUUUUCUCCCUUCGAUGGGAGAGCAGAAGCUGCAGGCUGUGCUGCCACGUUGGCCCAGGGCUGUGCAGGCUGGGCGUGCAUCCGUGGAGGGUCCUGCCCGCUGGCCGGGAAGGCGUACGGCAGGGCACCUGCCUUGGGGAGCUUCCUUGGGGAAACUCACCUUCCCCUCACCUGUUACCUGUGGCUUUGGACCUCUCAUGCUAGGCCGCCUGCGGGACCCCUGGGGUUCGGAGUGUGCAAGGGCAGUGGGAGAAGGAGCAGUUUGGUCUUUUUUGUUUUUGCUUUUCUAACAGUGCUCUUUAUUUAAAAAAAAUUUUUUUAAUAAAUAUCAGAGAGAAUACAUACACAAAAUUCUCACAGGAGUAAAGAAAAACUCUCACCAGCUUCCUAGAAGGACUUUAUCAUUGGCCUGAUCCUCACAUCCUUAACUCGAAAGUCUAAAUGUGUGUUCCUGUAGCUAAUCAACAGCAGUGUCAGAGAAAUACUCAGACAAGAGCUGGAAAAGACAAUAAAAAGUGAGGCAUGUUCUAGAUAUAAUACGUUCUUCCUCAGUUACCAAGACGAUCAUCUGCUUAAAUACUGGAGUUGUAAGUGUACAAAAAUACACAAAAGAGCAUUGUAAAAAUAGGAGAGGAAUUCCUCUGCUAUUAAUAUUAAAUACAGCAAGAUCUAUAAAACACAGCCUCAGGGUCCGAGAUUUGGAACUGUGGCUUGUUCAGGCCAGUGUAGGAUGUUGCUUCGGGCCAUGACCCUGCAGAAGCUGACUGGUAAUACAAGUGCUGCACCACGCUGCUGAGAGGUCAGCACAAAUGACACUUUCGUGGAGGGGCCGUAAGUUCACUGUUCCUUGCGCUUGGGUUGGGCCUGGUGCUGGUUUCCCUUCACGGCUGAGACCCCGCCCUCAUCUCCUCAGCCUUCGAGCACUGGUGUUCUAGACGCUCAACCAGGUCUUUCAGUUUUACUUUCAACUUCAGUCCUGAUUUCACCAUUUUGAUUUCGAUUUUCAUUGACUUUCGGCUGUCAGUUUCACUAACAGCACCACCACCCUUUGAAAAGGAUGCCAGGAAUUUGCAGGCAUUUGCACCCACAUUGCUAUUUUCCUCCACAGGUUUAAAUUUCUAUUCCCUGGGCUGGAAGUAAACUAAGCUCAUUUUGGUCACGGUGGCGUAGGGAAAUGGAAGGUUAUCACUUGUCAGAGAUUUGGCCCUUAACUUGUUUUUCCGAGCCCCACUUUCUUGAGUGAGUUGAGAAGUUUUCCAGAAACGGAACAAAAGCUCAGGUCUGUCCUGGUCAUGCAUAUGCCUUAAGCCCGCCCUGUCUUUCCUGGAUCUUGACAUCCUGUGCUGCUUUUCCUGGGGUGCACACUGCUCUCCUGUCUGUCUGAAUGGGUUCUUUCCUGGGGUUCCCCACUGCCUGGUGGGCCCAGGGACCUCCGCUCGCCGGCAGGUGGUGCCAGGCUGCUCCCCGGGAACCUGAGUCACGCUUUCCUGUGACUAGCAGAGGGUCUGGGCGCCCUGCUAACUGCCCUUUCCUGACUUCUGACUUGAUUCUUUUUAGCAGUAGCCUCCUUCCUUUAGGAGAGCCAAAGAGUGUGGUGUUUUGAGCUGUAUCCGUGGCUGCUAUUUUAUUGUUUCUUUUAACGUGAAGAACUUGGACGCUGACGCAGGGAGCCCAUUCUCUGGGGCCAGGUCAGGAGGUUGUGAGUGUCUGUCACUCAGUGGAUGCCAUCAUUGUGCGCUGCAGGGCAGCUGUGACAUCAGAGCGACAGACAUGGAUGGCACGGUUGGGACCUGCCAGGACAGUAGCUUAAAGGAUGUCACAUGCAGGCCGUAGUGGACACUGACCAUGACCUUAAGGACUGGCCUGGGCACAUGAGGUGGAACAGGACACCCCAUGUGGCCUCACAGGUGCUUCUGGGAAUGACAGCUGCCAUGCUAGCAGGUGGACGGGGACACCCAGCAGGGACGUGGACACUGGAGAGCAGCCCUCCCGGCCCCAGUCCCCUUGGCUAUCCACGGGUCAGUCUGUCACCUGGCCUCAGCUUCCCCUUGAGGGCAGCCACCUGGGGUGCUCACUGGGCUGUGCUGGGCUGUUGCACCCCCACGCUGGUCUGUGUGGUGUGGGCCGCGUCUCUUCGGGGCUCCUGUGUCCUGUUCAUCCAGGGCGGCACGCGUUGGCCCUGAGCUGCCCGGCUUGAGGCGCUCCUUGUAAGGGAGCUCUUUGCUGUCAUGCCAUGUCCCAUGUCCAUCACCCCACCCUCAACCAUGAGCACAAUGGUCCUACGUUGGAUUUUUGUAAAAAAAAAAAAAAAGUAAAUUAAAAAAAAAAUAAAUGGAGACUUUAACU
Molecule: messenger RNA, 6814 nt
Organism: Chinchilla lanigera (long-tailed chinchilla)
Lineage: Eukaryota; Metazoa; Chordata; Mammalia; Rodentia; Chinchillidae
Gene: Extl3
Product: exostosin-like glycosyltransferase 3
Exons: 7
Coding region: 605-3532 (975 amino acids)
Cellular component (GO): membrane
Molecular function (GO): glycosyltransferase activity
Source: RefSeq, a predicted model, not a curated record